Messenger RNA from Papilio polytes (common Mormon), 2546 nucleotides. RefSeq names its product ras-related protein Rab-27A (gene Rab27). Bases 142 to 786 code for a protein of 214 amino acids. The record is from RefSeq and is a predicted model, not a curated record. Gene Ontology annotation, molecular function: GTPase activity; GTP binding. Gene Ontology annotation, cellular component: melanosome; secretory granule. The transcript is spliced from 5 exons. NCBI's taxonomy places the organism in Eukaryota, Metazoa, Arthropoda, Insecta, Lepidoptera, Papilionidae. Gene Ontology annotation, biological process: melanosome transport; positive regulation of exocytosis.
UUGAAGUUUGAGCUGCUUUUUGACCACUUAACACUCGUUAUUUGUAUUAAUUGUAUUAUUUUUAUAUUAAAUUGUCGGGAGAAGAUUUAUUGUGAAAAUUUUAAUAAUUAAAACAUUAAAUGAUUCAGUUAAUCUUUCAUAAUGUCUGCCGCAAAUAUGGACUACGACUAUCUAAUAAAACUACUUUGCGUUGGUGAUUCAGGUGUAGGAAAAACUAGCUUUUUGUACAAAUACACUGAUGGCGUUUUUCACACUCAAUUUAUAUCUACUGUGGGUAUAGAUUUCAGAGAAAAAACUGUGAUCUAUCAACAGAAUGGGAGACAACAUCGUAUACAUUUACAACUGUGGGAUACUGCUGGGCAAGAGAGGUUUCGCAGUUUGACUACUGCAUUCUAUCGUGAUGCAAUGGGUUUUCUUCUGCUCUUCGAUUUGACGAACGAGGCUUCCUUUCUAGAAGUACGGAACUGGAUUGAGCAGUUAAAGACCCACAGUCUAAGUGAUGACCCAGACAUUGUCCUAUGUGGUCAUAAAUGUGAUUUACAAGAAAAAAGACUGGUGAAUCAGAACCGUGCCAGAGAAUUUGCCAAAAACUACAACUUGCCAUAUUUGGAAACAAGUGCCAAAACAGGACAGAACAUUGAUAGAGCCAUUGAAAUACUUUUAGACAAAGUUAUGUACAGAAUGGAGCAUUCAGUAGAAUACGCAAUGCUGUGUGCGUCGGGACGCAGGCGACAGUCCCUGCAGAAACUGCAAGCGAAGCAAGAUAGAAAGUUCUGUUCAUGCUAAUCUCAAGUUAAGUAUACCAUUCCAUUGUUGAAUUCCAUUACAUAAAUUAUAUAUGCUUCCAUUCCCUAAAUGUAUCUUCCAUUUUUAAUAAAGUGCAAUCGCGGAAAUUUGCAGUGUUCCACUUGUAGAAAAAUAACCAUACUUCGUGUAACAAGACAAACUCUACCCCUUCUUAAAAAUAACCAUUUAGGUAGCUGUGUAUGCCUAAAGAACGAUAAUAAUGAUCUUUUACUUACUUAUUAGACUUUCUUAUGUACAGAAACAUAUAAAAGCGGAUUAUUGUUCCAUGUCGUCGUUUAUUAAGUGAAACACUGCCAGAUUCCACUAUUAUACAUUUGUUUUAAAAUUAUAGUAUUAUCUGUGUAAAUGUGUUAAAUGGCCCAUUGAUAACAUACAGUUUUAUUAUCACAAACAUUUUUAUGAUUUAUUUAUACAUAUUGUAUGUAACAUCUAUAAGCACAUUUUUAAUAUUUUAAAAGAAAGGUUUAUUACAUAGUAUUCAACUAAGAGCUUGGUGCUAGUGUGAAUAUUUAAACGAAUUAUUCCUUAUAUUAUCAUUAAAUUGGCCUUACAUUAUGCCAUCCUCUUUGUGCCAAAUAAUUCUGACUAUUAUAAAGAAUCUAAUACUAAUUUAUUAAUAUUUAUGUUCAAGUGGCAUUUUUAUUAGCUAAUAAGCAACUCUCAAAUGUUUUGUUUCAAUGCACUAUAAAUAAAUGUUAGGAUGUUAAUUUGAAUUUUUAAUAUAUGUAGGGGCCUUUAUUAUUUACUUCUAAGUAGAAUGUGAACCAAAUAUUGAAGAUUUAUAUUUAAAAAACUUUCAAUGUAAGUGUAAUAAAAAUGUAAUCUAUAUAUUUAAGAACUAUGCUUUUGUUAUUGUUGCGGUUAAGUUUGGUACAUUGUUUUGAGUUUUAGCACAUUAUUUAAGAAUAUAAUUUAUGUACUUAUGCAUUAUUCUGAAAGUUACAUAAAUAAUUACAUGUUUUAAAAAAUAGAACCAACACUGAAUACAUAAAUGUACGGGCCCUUUGUGGUGUUCACUUUAAUAAAAAAUUGCCCUGUUCCUUGGAACUAGACAAACUCCGAUUCGUACAAAAACCAAGUAGUAGUUGCACAAACAAAGCGAGAACAAUAAAAAGCAAUUAGCCGUAUACUGACCAGUUAUUUUUUAGUACAGACUAUCCUAUUGAUUAUUGUUAUGUGUCGUCAUCGUCUCAAUGUGUAUAAAAAGUUUACAUGUGGAUCACCGUCAGAUUCUCUGAUAGUACAUCAACGAUUUUAUAGUAUAAUUCGAGUAUUGAGCUUUUAAUGCAAAUGUAAACAAUCUUUUGAUAUCUUUAUUAUCUGUAUGAACACUUAGGUAUCAUUUUAUUUAUUAUACUAUUCAAUUAAUGAAAACACAUAUGUUUUUUAGUUUAUAAAAAGUAAUGCAGAAUUAAUACUAUUUAAAUUUUAAAAAGAAAAUUGGACCUAUCUAGGGCUAUGUUUAAAGAGACUGAUUUUCUCAAGUAACUUCAUAUUUAUUGUGUAAACAUUUCAUGCAAAUUACAUUCACACAAAUUAUUGUUAAUGUAACAGAAAAAGAUUUUUUUUUAAUUAUAGCUUUAUAAUUUUAAGGUAUUGUUUUUUUUAGUAUAAAUACAGGGUACAUUCUAGUCACAUGAUGAGAUUUGGUUUUAUAAUUUUUAAUAUGAAUCCUUUUUAUUCACAUUUUUUUUUGUGUGUUUAUUGCAAUUGAAUUUGCUUAUUAUGAUUGGUAUAGG